This is a messenger RNA of Anolis sagrei ordinatus, 2031 nucleotides long. It is a transcript of the gene ITFG2, whose product is annotated as integrin alpha FG-GAP repeat containing 2. Lineage: Eukaryota; Metazoa; Chordata; Lepidosauria; Squamata; Anolidae. Gene Ontology annotation, cellular component: KICSTOR complex. The record is from RefSeq and is a predicted model, not a curated record. Gene Ontology annotation, biological process: regulation of TOR signaling. Gene Ontology annotation, molecular function: protein binding.
GCGAAGGGGCGUCAAGGAAGGGGCCGGGCCUCCCUCCCUCGCUCCACUCCGCGAGGAGGCACCCGUGGGGCUGAGGGCGGCAAGGAAGGAAGGAGGCCCCUGAUGGUGGGCGGCGGAGGAAGCAUGCGCUCCGUCAGCUACGUGCAGCGGGUGGCGCUGGACUUCGGCGGGAGCCUCUUCCCGCACGCCGUCUGCCUCGGAGACGCCGACAACGACACGCUAAAUGAGCUCGUGGUGGGAGACACCAGUGGAAAACUAUUUAUAUACAAGAAUGAUGAAAGCAAGCCUUGGAGUGUGCGCUCAUGUCAAGGAAUGCUUACCUGUGUUGGUGUUGGAGAUGUGUGCAAUAAAGGAAAGAACUUAGUUGUUGCAGUGAGUGCUGAAGGCUGGUUCCAUCUCUUUGACCUGACUCCACACUCAAAGCACCUGGAUACCUUGGGUUACCAUGAGCUCCCAGCAGCCGAUGACCCAAAACUGGGAUUCAAACAGCACAUUCCCGCCAACACCAAAGUUAUGCUGAUCAGUGACAUUGAUGGAGAUGGAAAAAGCGAAUUGGUGGUAGGUUAUACAGAUCGUGUGGUGCGGGCCUUUCGCUGGGAGGAGUCAUCUGAGAGUUCAGAGCAUAUAUGUGGACAGCUGGUGCUACUCAAAAAGUGGCUGCUGGAGGGACAGGUGGAUAGCCUCUCUGUAAAUCCAGGCUCCGAUUGUGCUCCUGAGAUGAUGGUGUCACAGCCUGGAUGUGGUUAUGCAAUACUCCUCUGUACUUGGAAAGGACAGAAGCAGCCUCCAAUAGAAAGGACAGACAGUUCUGCAACUAGCAGGGACUCUCCAGUCCGCGAUGUCAUCCUCCACCAGACAUCAGGUCGAAUUCACAACAAGAAUGUUUCCACCCACCUCGUUGGCAAUAUUGGCAGAGGAUAUUCCAAAGAGAACAGUGGUGCCGGUCUAUUUGCACUCUGCACUUUGGAUGGGACACUGAAACUUAUGGAAGGGGCAGACAAGCUGUUGUGGUCAGUGCAGGUUGACCACCAACUUUUUGCUCUAGAAAAACUGGAUGUCACGGCAAAUGGACAUGAGGAGGUUAUUGCGUGUGCUUGGGAUGGACAAACUUAUAUCAUAGAUCACAACAGGACCGUGGCUAGGUUUCAGGUUGAUGAAAAUGUGAGCGCCUUCUGUGCAGGCCUCUAUGCCUGCAAAGGAGAGCGCAAUAGUCCUUGUCUAGUAUAUGUCAGUUUCAACCAGAAGAUCUACAUCUAUUGGGAUGUUCAGUUGGAGAGAAUGGAAUCCACCAAUUUGCUGAAAGUGCUAGAGUGCAACUCUGAAUACCGAGAUCUACUACUACAGCUGAAUGUUGUUGAUGGUGAUGUUCCUGCUAUCAAAGAUCUGAUUCACAAGACCUUAUACUUUCCAGAGGAGCAGCUAAAAGGCCCUUCUUGUGAUCCACUCCCUGCUACAACACCCAGCUUGGCUGGGAUUCAGGAAACCUUAUGAGAAGAUGAUAAAAAAGCAGACCACCCACAACACUGCUUCCCAUGUCUUCUGAGUCCUUGCUUGGCAUCCAAAGCAGUGUUACAAAGAGACUUCAGCAAAGAAGUUGAAAAGCAAAGUCCGAAAAUGAUAACAAAAUUUUGACCAAAGGCAAAAACAUCGUUUCCCUCUUUUUCCCCCUCAUAAUUCUAAUUGUUUGUGUUGGUCAUUUUCUCUUCUGACACAAAACAUCAACACUGAAGUUGAGAAGUACAAAGAUGAAAGCAGAGAAGUGAUUGCAGAAGGACAUUUGUUUUUGGUUGUACUUUUUUGUAGUUGUUUAUUUUAUUGUAAUCUAUUUAUCACAUGUUUGUCUCCCCCUUAAAACGUCAAUAUGUUGUUAUUCAUAAUGUAGACAGGAUCAGCAUUAUCAAAUUAAUAUUUUGAGCUAAAUCCCAAAUGGAUAAACCUUUUUCAUAUACCACUAGCUGUCCCUUGCCACGCAUUGCUGUGGCCCGUCUGUUGAUCUGGAAAAUAAAGUAAUGAGAAAGUGUUGGUUUCUAA